UGGAAUGUAUUUGGUCUGGUUAUUUGGAAGCUUACGUAAUCUUACAUAUUUUAAAGUAAAUAGAUCUCUAAUUAAAUAUACAAAUUCAUGGGAGGCAUAAUUUUGUUUCAUUGUAUACAAUUAUAUAGAUGGACGCACUUGCUGUAAAAAUACCAAAAGGUUAUAUUACAUGCAUUUUCGAUUUUAGUAAUUUUAUCCGCUUUUAAUGAGGAACACUAGAUAUAUAUCUUGAGAAGAAAAAAAUGGAAAAAGUUAAUGGCAUGGAGUAAUCAAAGGAUAAUCACGUAAAAUCAGUAAAUGCAAACCCCUCAAAAUCUAACAAAAACAAUAAAACAUUGAGAAUAUUUUCUAAAAAAUAUAUAUUCUUCGAUUUACAAUAAAUCUAAGAUUCUUUUACAGAAUUUCUGUUUUUUUUUACCGCACUAAUCCUUGAAGAAUGCUCCAAACCGAAUCAAGAAAAUGGAUCCAAAAACGUUGUUUUGCUUACCAGAAGGAGAUGCCUUGUUUAAUCCACUCAACACCAUGUUUAUUCAAAUGGCUUGCAUUCUCGUCUUCUCUCAGUUCUUCUAUCUCUUCCUUAAACCCUGUGGCCAAGCCGGUCCCGUUGCUCAGAUUCUCGCAGGGAUUGUGUUGAGUUUGCUCACAAUAAUCCAAAAAGUUCACGAUUUCUUUCUACAAAAAGAGUCAGCAAGCUACUACAUCUUCUUCUCAUUCCUUUUACGUACAUGUUUCAUGUUCUUGAUCGGUCUCGAACUCGAUCUUGACUUCAUAAAACGAAACUUGAAAAACUCCAUUCUCAUAACCUUUGGCACAUUACUCUCUUGUGGCAUAAUCUGGAUCCCUUUCCUGUGGUUCCUCGUCCACUUCCUUCACAUCAAACAAGACUUCUUAACGUUUUACCUAGCCUUCCUCGUUACCUUAUCCAACACGGCGUCUCCAGUAGUCAUCCGCUCCAUCAUUGAUUGGAAACUCCACACGUCCGAGAUCGGACGGCUAGCAAUCUCCUGCGGAUUGUUCAUCGAGAUAACCAACAUAUUCGUCUACACCUUUGUCAUAUCUUACAUCUCAGGGACAAUGAGUGGCGAUAUCUUUGGCUACAUAUUCGCCACAGGAGUUAUAAUACUGAUCAAUAGAUUCUUAGCUGCAUGGCUCCCGAAACGAAACCCUAAAGAGAAGUACCUCUCUAAAGCUGAAACUCUCGCCUUCUUCAUCCUUAUUCUAAUAAUCGCGUCGACCAUCGAGUCCAGCAACAUAAACUCCACGGUGUUCGUGUUUUUCAUCGGAUUGUUGUUUCCGAGAGAAGGCAAGACUUACAGAACGUUGAUCAACCGGCUGAGUUACCCUAUUCACGAGUUUGUUCUUCCGGUUUACUUUGGUUACAUUGGGUUUAGAUUCAGCGUCAGCUCGUUAACCAGACGACAUUACCUCGUUCUUGGUAUGACGGUGGCUUUAAGCAUCGUAGGGAAGCUUCUUGGAGUUUUAUGCGCUUGUUCGUUCCUUAAGAUACCAAAGAAGUAUUGGCUUUUCUUGUCUACUGUUCUUUCGGUCAAAGGUCACAUGGGUCUGGUUCUCCUCGACUCUAACUUGGCUUACAAGAAAUGGUUUACUCCGGUAAUAAAUGAUAUGUUCGUUGCAUCAUUGGUGAUCACGACUUUGUUAAGCGGAGUACUAUCGUCAUUAUUACUUUGGACGCAAGAAAAGGGUUUCUCACACCAGAAAACAUCGCUUGAGUUCCACGACACCAAAGACGAACUACGAGUGUUGACUUGUGUCUACGGUGUGCGUCAAGCUCGUGGACUAAUCUCUUUAGUCUCUGCUUUACACGGAGCUUCUUCUUCGCUCUUCACGCCUUAUCUCAUGCACCUCAUACCCCUCCCGAAGAAGCGGAAAACUGAGCUGUUGUACCACGAGCUAGACGAAGAUGGAGUGAACGCCAUCGGCGGAGACGAUGAGUUUGGAACCAACGAAGGACUAGAGAUCAAUGACUCGAUAGAUUCUUUCACUAGAGACAGAAAGAUCAUGAUCCGGCAAGUGAAACUCGUGGCGCAGAUGGAGAACAUGCACGAAGAGAUCUGUGAUGGUACCGAAGAUCUUCGCGUUUCGAUAGUGUUUCUUCCGUUCCAUAAACACCAGAGGAUCGAUGGGAAAACUACAAAUGAUGGGGAAGUGUUUAGGGAUAUGAACCGGAAGGUUCUAAAGCAAGCACCUUGUUCGGUCGGUAUCUUUGUGGAUAGAAACAUAACCGGGUUUCACCAGCUUCACGGGUUUGAUUCGGUGCAACACGUUGCUGCAUUGUUCUUUGGUGGUCCUGAUGAUCGUGAGGCUCUUUCCUUGUGUCAUUGGCUUACUAGUAACUCUCAGAUUCAUCUCACUAUCAUACAGUUUGUUACGGAUGAUUCAAAGGUGGAGAAAGUUGUUGGAGACGCGGUGACUAAAGAAAACAACGAUGUGUUAUUGGAGAUUGUUGGUGAAGAUCACACCAAAGAUGAAAUUGAUCGAAUUUUCUUAGAAGAAUUUUAUAACAGAUUUGUAACGACGGGGCAAGUUGGAUUCAUAGAGAAGCGAGUAAGCAACGGAACACAAACACUGACGAUCCUGAGAGAGAUAGGAGAGAUGUAUUCACUAUUUGUAGUAGGGAAAAACAGAGGAGAUAGCCCAAUGACGUCGGGGAUGAACGAUUGGGAAGAGUGUCCGGAGCUAGGAACGGUCGGAGAUUUCUUGGCUUCAUCGAAUAUGGAUGUAAAUGCUUCUGUAUUAGUAGUUCAAAGACAUAGACAUUCUUUUGAUAGCUUUGUGGAUGAAUAGCAAACAUUUCUUUAGUUUUACACAACAAUAUUUUUCUUUUGCACAAAGUCAGACUUUCACCAUUUGAAAACAUGUGAACCGGAGAAUUUACAAGCUACAUACACUCCUAAGAACAGGAUUAAUGCAGGGGCCUAGAAAUGCUAAGGAGUGGGCUCCACCACAAGAGAGGAAGAAGCGAUACCAAAGACGCCAGAUCAAGCAUCGAGGCUAGCACUGUUUCGCGGGUUCCACUGACACGUGGCGGCCCGCGAUUGGUUUGUUUUUAAUUUUUUUUUCUAAACCAGAC
Brassica napus (rape) is the source of this 3091-nucleotide messenger RNA. RefSeq names its product cation/H(+) antiporter 1-like. The transcript is spliced from 4 exons. Gene Ontology annotation, cellular component: endomembrane system; membrane. NCBI's taxonomy places the organism in Eukaryota, Viridiplantae, Streptophyta, Magnoliopsida, Brassicales, Brassicaceae. Gene Ontology annotation, biological process: proton transmembrane transport; regulation of pH. Bases 460 to 2805 code for a protein of 781 amino acids. Gene Ontology annotation, molecular function: antiporter activity. The record is from RefSeq and is a predicted model, not a curated record.